AUGGCUUUUUACGAUGCCUUCAACACCAAGGACCGCCCCAACUGCUACGAUAUCAAUGUCUCCGCAAUCCCGGAUUACUUCAGUCACAUUCACUUCGCCUUUGCCGAUCUAACCGCGGACUACCAGCUCGAUGUCAGCCGCACCAGCGACCAAUUUGAGGCCCUCAAGAAGAUGCCCAACAAGAAGAUCAUCUCCAUCGGAAUCGGAGAGAAGUUCAACAGCACAAUGUCUAAGAUGCUCCAUGCGGGCGUGCAGAGUGACAAGGCCGACCUUUUUUCCCAGAGUAUCGGCGCGUUUAUCGAUUCACAUGGCCUUGAUGGUGUCUCUCUCGCCUGGAGCCCGUAUGCCGGGGAGGUCGACCAGUAUAUUUCAUUUCUCGGUACCUUGAGGAGCCAGCUGCCGGCCGGAAAGACAAUCUCCGUCGCUAUCGACAGGCAUUUCCAGGAUCCGAAGUAUAAGAUUAAACAGAUCGCUGAUGCUAUCGAUCACUUUAUCUUCAAAGCUUUCGAUUAUCACGGAUAUCUAGAUGUUCUCUCCCAGCCUCAACUUUUCACCAAUUCUGGAGUCCCCUCUACGAAGAUCUUCAUCGGCAUGGCCCACCAUGGCAGAAGUGUCAAGUUGGCCGACGCCGAGUGCUUUAACACUACCUAUCCUGCAUUUGAAACUUAUUUCCCGUUCGAUGAAGACGACAAGGAUAAACCCCCCAUUGUCCGGGACAUUUACGAUUCCGCGUCCAAGGCCAAUAUCUUCAUCUAUAACGACGAUCAGUACAUUUCUUGGCUUGAUAGAGAGGCCAGGAUGGAUUGGUUUAGCGCGCUUGUCGACUAUGAUAUUGGCGGCAUCGUGGACUGGAUGUACGAUCUUACCUUUGGCGUUGAUACCCUCAUCAGGCCCAUGAAGGCCAACGACACGAACAUUGCUCCUCGGUGCGACUUCAGCCGAAAAUUCAAGGACCUCAACGAAGUGGACAGAGCCAUGUCGGAAGAAGGCGUGAACCCGGAAUGCGCCGGGUACUACUCCCUCAUAGCGCUCGAAAGCAUGCUCGAUGAUGCAAUACAGGCGUACGAGGACAUCGAUAGCGAUAACUUCAACGAGAACUGGGACUCAUACGGGAGCCACAUCAACAACACCAUUCAGAUCCAGCUCGAUAGGUGCAUCAACUGGAUAGACAAUGGUCCUUGCAACAAGUACUUCCAUUGCGCAAUGGAGGAGGCGGACCAGUUCUUGGAUGAAGGAACCUGUCCGUUGGGCAAAUACGACCCAGCCCGCUUUUCCGAUUACGUUGUCACAUACACUCUAGAAGACGAAGACGGUUUUUACAGAACACUUUCGGAGGAAUACGGAAUCGAGAGGGACUGGGUCAAGUUUGGCGAGACUCUAGAACAACAGAAAUGCCACACUCAACCCCAGCAGUCCGACAGCCCACAACACGACGGACCGGGACGCCGCCUGUCCCGGCGACAAGAGUGCCACUCCUACCGACGGGAAGUCAAGAACAAGCCCAUGAAGGCCGACGACAUCCAGGUCUCCAACCCCAAGGAAUUAAUCAAGCAAGUCAGCGCAAACCUCACAAGCAUCCAGGCCGCCUUCACCGAGCAGCGCAUGGCCAUCAUCUCGAGCCUAUGGAAUGGAACCUACCACGAGCCGGCCGAGGCGUACUCCAUGCCCGUCUUCAUGUUCAUGCAGGCCGUCGAGUCGAUGAACCAGGCCGCCGCGAUCGGGGAAGAGUACCGAAAGGAAAAGGACGAGAAGAAGAGGAAAGAAAUGGUUCUCUCGAUCAUCACCGGCAUGCUCAUCUUCAUCCCAUUCGCCGGAGAGGCAGCUGCCGCCAUCGGUUGGGCCUCGUCCACCAUUGCGAAGAUCGGCAUCCUUAUCGGCGCCGCGGGGGACGCUGGUCUUAUGGGCGUGGACCUUGUUCAGAAUCCGGAGGCAGCUCCGAUGGCCGCUCUGGGGAUGCUUCUCAUGGGAGGUGGCGCGAGAAGUGCUAAGCGGGUUGCCGAACUUGCGGAGGCGAAGAAGGCGAUGGGUGGCGAUGAUCUGGCUAAGCUUGGAGCGGUAUUCAAGGCUAAUGAGGACAAGUUACAGGCGAUUCUCAAUGUCUGUCGCAAGCAGUGA
Molecule: messenger RNA, 2115 nt
Organism: Scedosporium apiospermum
Lineage: Eukaryota; Fungi; Ascomycota; Sordariomycetes; Microascales; Microascaceae
Exons: 3
Coding region: 1-2115 (704 amino acids)
Biological process (GO): carbohydrate metabolic process
Molecular function (GO): chitin binding
Source: RefSeq, a predicted model, not a curated record